Messenger RNA from Colletotrichum higginsianum IMI 349063, 2079 nucleotides. Its product is annotated as SQS1 protein. Bases 1 to 2079 code for a protein of 692 amino acids. Gene Ontology annotation, molecular function: nucleic acid binding. The transcript is spliced from 3 exons. Lineage: Eukaryota; Fungi; Ascomycota; Sordariomycetes; Glomerellales; Glomerellaceae. The record is from RefSeq and is a predicted model, not a curated record.
AUGCCGCGCGGUGGGAAGCGAGGCGGUGGUGGCGCGCGAGCGCCACCACGCAAUGCCCCUCGAAGUCGUGGCAACGACCGAUCUGCCCCAGAUUCCGUACCUGGAAUAGGUCCUGCUGGGUUUACCCUGCAAGAUGAGGCUCGCAGCACCGCCCAUCGCUCCUCACCGUGGAGCAGUGAUUCGAGACUGCGACAUCGGCCCAUAACAUUUGUAAACACCGGGAGUUCAGAGCCGCUUAAGCAGUUAGAGGACAUUUUGCAGAAGGAGGAUGCUGCUGUCCAACCUGGAGGGACGCCCGAUGUUGCCCCCAUUCUUUCGGACAACCAUGACACAUUGCUCGACAAGCUCGACAAGCUUGCUUCUGCGUCUGAUGAAAUCUGCAUACCCGAUGAGACGCUAGUCGACGUUGCCGGUGACUUGGCGAUAUUGCCUCGUCAAGAUAGGUGUUUGGACGCCAAUCUCAAGAGUGUCAAUGAAGAAGACAACACCAAUAGUGUCGAGGCAGAGGUGCCGACGCCACUUCCAUUCUUUCUCGAUACCACAGGAGACAAGCGAUUGCUUGAGAAAGUUCCGAUUCAACCCGCCGAACGUUCGCCGUCACCUGUUCCGUCUGACUCGAGUGAGGAGGUCAUCCUUUUCAGAGGUCGUAACAAGGCCCCAAGAGACAAAAGGAGACAUAAACAGCGAAAGCAGAAGCAGAAGCUGAAGCAUAGACCUUUCAACCUGGGUGGGAUCCAGACAGAAAUCCAAGCAGUGGAAAAUACGGUUAUGUCCAAGGAAAAUGACAGCGUCAGAGGUCCGGAGGAAGACAAGCUGAACUCGACGCGGCAGUCGCAUCAAGGCGUGAGGGCCUCCAGAAACCAAGAGGACGACUUGAUUGCCGACUACAUCGCCAAUAUGCGUGAACAUGGCGAUGUCGAUGGGUUAAUACCUGCACAGGCCUAUUCCCGCCGGGACAUCGGAGGUUCCCUUAGCGAGUCUGAAAGCAUCGAAGAUUCGUUUCAGACCAUCACCGGUCUCGACCAGGCUAAUAUGGUAUCAAGUGACGUCAGCGAACCUGAUACCACGGUAGCGGAAGUAGAUACCACAACCCAGCCGAGCGACGCGGAGAUUCCUCAGAAGACCCGGAAGCAUACCGAUAUGUGCAACUCAACACGAGUUGAUGAUGGGCACUUGGCGGUUGUGGAGACGGAUGCCUCCCACACGGCCUUCUUCGAGCAAAUUCACCCUGAAGAUGUAUCCCCGCAAUCGGAGCCAAGCGACCAGAACAUUGAGGAUGACUUGUUUGCUUCAGCGGCAGACAGAUUCGCGAAUGAGGUUGACGACUUUGACUUCAUGGAUUGGAAUCGUCCAGCGUUGAAGCGAAAGAAAGGCAAAGGGGCUAAAGGCAAGGUUCCCGUAUUCGAUAUCUCUGAUUCGGAGCUUGAGGGUAAGAUGCAGGCGGCGUGGAAGAACGACCGCUUGAAGAAAGCAGAGAGAAAGAAAGAACGCCAAGCUUUGCGCGCUCAAGGUCUCUUGGGUAAACACGCAAACCCGGAAGACUUGCGAACCAAAUACCCACACGGCAUGGGACUGGAUCAGAUUGCCGACGAGCUGAGGACGUUCCUCUUGGGCACACAGCCCAGUCUGACGCUGCCACCUAUGGACAACCAUGCCCGCAAAGUCAUUCAUGAGCUCGCCAGCAAGUUCAACAUCAAAUCUAAAUCAACUGGAUCGGGUGACCAACGUCGACCUAUGCUUCAUCGCACUUUCAGAACCGCCAAGUUCGCCGACGAGACGUUUGACAUGGCCAUCACUAGGGUUGGGCGUAAGUACUUCCCUCGUAAUGACAUCGCGGUGCGGGCUGCCGUUCAGCGGCAGUCAGCUCGUCGUGGGGGCGGUGGGCAUGCGGGUGUCCUUUAUCAAGACGGAGAGGUUGUCGGCGGAUCUGCGCCGGAAUUGGGCCAAGAGAACAAAGGCCGCGCGAUGCUUGAAAAAAUGGGUUGGAGCAGUGGCACUGCGCUCGGUGCGCUCAACAACAAAGGCAUCCUACAGCCCGUCGCCCAUGUCGUUAAACGUAGCAAGGCUGGACUCGGAUAA